Molecule: messenger RNA, 2043 nt
Organism: Panicum virgatum (switchgrass)
Lineage: Eukaryota; Viridiplantae; Streptophyta; Magnoliopsida; Poales; Poaceae
Product: disease resistance protein Pik-2-like
Exons: 3
Coding region: 1-2043 (680 amino acids)
Biological process (GO): defense response to other organism
Source: RefSeq, a predicted model, not a curated record
AUGGCCGACAUUAUUAGGAUUUCCAGUACUGCGAUUCAACUGCUUGCAGACAAGGUCAAUUCCGGAAUCAAGGAGGAGGCUGAGAAGUGGCAGAUCGUUGGGCGUGAUCUGGUGUUCAUCACAGGCGAGUUUGAGAUGAUGCAAUCCUUUCUCAACACUGCAGAUGAAGAGCACAUCAAGAACAAUGUGGUUAGGACUUGGGUGAGGCAGGUCCGUGACUUGUCCUAUGAUGUUGAGGACUGCAUUGAGUUCGUCCUCCACAUGGACACAAAACGCUCAUUCAAGACCUUGUGGCUCCGCUUGCUGAUGCAGUGUGACCUCUCAAAUCUCGUCAAAUUGAUCAACAAGGAUGAUAAUGACCUUCAAGUGAUCUCAGUAUGCGGAACAGAAGAUGAUCCUGGGAAGAUAUCCAUCAUCGAGAAUGCAUAUGUUGAUUCAACAGUGCUUGAGGAGAAUGGAUGCUAUCUGAAAAAGCAGAUGUUUACAGAAGCAGACCUUAUCUUGUCCAAGUGCGGCGGGCUUCCCAGAGUGAUCGCUGCCAUGGCAAGAUACUUGGCCACCAGACCAAGGGACUCACUCAAACAGGAGAUGAGGCAUCUGAGUGUCAAGUUCAUGGACGAGCUGGCGACCAACCCAGAGUUUGAUUCCUUGAGGGGCCUACUUGUCUGGAUGCGUUCCUUCUUACAUGCCUGCCCUCGACAUCUCAAGACAUGCGUGUUUUAUCUAUCAAUCUUUCCUCAAGACAUCACAAUCAGGAGAAGGCGUUUGGUAAGGCGAUGGACCGCCGAGGGCUACUCCAAGGGCACCGACGGCAUUAGCAUGGAGAAGUACAGAGAGAAGCUCUUUGAUGAGGUUGCCACUCUGAGCAUCAUGCAGCCUGCGCUGAGCCAGGAUGGUAAGGUGACUGGGUACCGCGUCAAUGGUUUAUUCCGCGAGUACAUCGUCUCGCGGCCAGCAGAAGAGAAAAUCUUCUUCCCGGUUGAAGUCUCCGCGCUGGAGGAGGAGCAUGUCUGCCUCACCAUAGAAGGCACAAGGCCGCAUCUAGCCGCCUGGACCGGCUUUGACAAAGGCGCACUCACUAUCACUGAUUACGCGGUUGUGUUCGAGAGCUUGGACUUCUCACGGCUGCGGUCACUGACACUGUUUGGAUGGUUUCAGCCAUACCACGUCUCGGACAGGAUGAGGGUGCUUCGGGUACUGGAUAUAGAGAACAUAAACUUGUAUGAUGGCCACCUGCUGUCUAUCGGGAGGCUGCCACCUCGCCUCAAGUUCCUCUCCUUGAGAGGAAACCAUGGAAUCUCAUGCCUGCCAGAAUCCAUGGGCCUGAGUGACAUGGUGCAGCUGCAAACCCUGGAUGUCAGAGACACCUCCAUUUCCAUGCUGCCACCGUGCAUCACCAGGCUGCAGAAGCUGCAGUACAUUCGCGCAGGUACUACCGCAGCAUGGACGCAUGAUGACAACGGCUUGGCCGCUGAAGAGCAGUCGACGUCAUCAAGUAAAUGCUUGCCAUUGUUCCGUAGACGUGGACCAGUUGGCUCUCGCAGUGGUGGCGUCGAGGUGCCUAAAGGAAUUGGGAGACUGAAAAGCUUGCAAACGCUGGGCGCUGCCAAUGUAAAUGCUUUCAUUCUGGGUGAGACAUCAUCCCUUUCCCAUCUGCAGUUGAGAAAACUCCGACUGUCUGGCAUCAGCCGCAAAACCAGAGGAAUGCUUGACUGGUGCAGCCAUCAUUUGGAAUCCCUGUCACUGCAGUUCGAGGAGAUCAACCAUUUCGUUCGUUGGGAUGACAUUGUACUUCCACUGACCCUGCGGAGUCUGAAAAUGUGCGGCCACAUAGAUCAGCUGCCACGGGUCAUCAAAGGUCUUCAUAAUCUCUUGAAACUGACUUUAGAGAUGACUACACUGUUCACACCCGAUGUUAUACAGAUUCUUGGGCGCUUAUCAAGUCUGCGCACUCUCCGCCUUCGUGUCAAUAAGGAUCAAAAUGGUGAGCUCCAGUUUCCCAAUGCCCUUUUCAGGAAACUCCAAGUCCUGGAGAUUGCCUGA